GUCCAGACAUGCCCAGAGCCUAGUAAUGGCAGCAGCCUCAGGGUCUCUAUUGAUUUUCCAUCGUACUUAGAUUGCAAGAGAACCAGAAAGUCGCUUUAGAGCCUGCACUAACGCGUCCGGCACUUGCAGCAGGACUUCGAGCCUUCGCCGCCCUCUUGCCACGGGCUGGAAUACCUCGAAAUACCCGCUCAAUCUGAUAUGAGAUACCCCCAAGACUCCAAUGCCUCGUCCUUGACCAUAGAAACCCAACCUCAGCCUGCGCCGUCUCUGAUAUUCCCAGCGCCGCUCCUCAAUAACACUACGGGGUAUUCCCCCGACACCAGCACUUUCUACCCCCCGGCCUCGCAGAUUUUCUCUGGCCUCGCAGACGUUAGGCCGCGCCUAGGAUCCAGUAGCACGCCCUCCUCGGGUAUGGCACAGGCCCAUCAUCGCUCCACUGCAUUGCCAAAUCCAGUCUAUAACGCAAGAGAACUCUACUCACGAUCGACGCCGUCGUUCCCCAGGGGAAACGAGUACACAACGACACAGAGAUCGCCACCAUUCACCUCUCUCUCGCGCCGCCAUCCACUGUCACCAACUCCCAGUCCCAGUAUUGGUUUCACCAACCCCAUCAGGAUGGACCCCAGCCAGUACGGCGCAAAGGCCGCCCAAAACAUUCCCCCACUCCAGAGCAUCACCCCUCACGGCCAUUUGAUGUACGCACAGGGGCAAACGCCCAUCAAAGUUGAUAUCCACGGCACCAUUGACAAGGGCUUCUUCCUGUCCGAAGGCGACUGGACUUGUUACAGGCGCAACUACUUCAGUUGCGUCUGCUCCUACAGCCUGCAGCCCAACUACAAUGGCGCGGCCAUGCACUACACGCCGAACGGAUCCACGACUACGUACAAUGUCUUUGGGUUUGCCAUGUCUCUCUCGGCUGUCGUUGCGGACAGCGACUCGCACGCGAUCGACCUGGUCCAGCACACGCCUAAAAGAGACAAGGGCCCGACCUCGCGGCCUGAGCGAGUACAGAUGAGCCCCAAGCAGCCUCAACAGGCGGCCCAUCCUCUGGGCACUCUGGCGGGCUAUCCAGACCAUACGCAACAGUACCCGCCGCAAGGGGGGUAUCCGACGGAACAUACCUUCGAGCGAAUCCAGUUCAAACAAGCAACUGCUAACAACGGCAAACGAAGGGCAGCGCAGCAGUACUACCACCUGCUUGUUGAGCUCUACGCUCAUGUUGCCGAGGUCGGGACCGGGCGGAAUACCGCAGACCAGUGGAUGAAGAUUGCUCACCGCAAGUCCGCGAAAAUGAUUGUGCGCGGGCGGUCUCCCGGCCACUACCAAACGGAAAGAAGGGGAAGUACCAGCAGCGGGCCAGGAGGGUCGAGCGGAACGUUCGGGGGCUACGGGUCGCAAGUACCAGACUACUCUACCGGUGGCUCCUCGCUGCUCGGGGGCAGCUACACGAGCAGUCAAUACGACCAUAGGACGAAUCACUAUUCGCAACAACGUCAUCACGACCUGCCCAUGGAGCCCAUCAUGUCGCCGGAGGAGGUGAAGACGAUCGACAGCACCAAGGAUUACCAGUAUUAUCCAACAACAAUCUACGAAGGCACCGAUGUGAGGCAGGGCGUAGAGAUGUUUGUCCACCGCAACGGCCACGAGUCUAUCAUGACGUCGAUGCCAGGCAACGCCGAAUCAAGAGUCAAGCACGAAAGCGAGAGCACCCUUCCGAGCCUAUUCGGAUACCAGGGCCAGGCCUACUACUCGCGUGGCUGCGGCCGGUUUGAGGGCAAGACGAGCUCUGCUGGGUACUAUCCCACGAUGCUCCCACAAUCGAGUUGAGCGUACACGAAGACCGCAUUUGAUGGUUUAAUUUAGUUUGGGCGAAGGAGGGCAUGGGAAAAGCAUCACUUAUUCUCUUGGGU
Molecule: messenger RNA, 1910 nt
Organism: Pseudomassariella vexata
Lineage: Eukaryota; Fungi; Ascomycota; Sordariomycetes; Amphisphaeriales; Pseudomassariaceae
Exons: 3
Coding region: 199-1827 (542 amino acids)
Biological process (GO): positive regulation of transcription by RNA polymerase II; meiotic cell cycle
Cellular component (GO): nuclear chromosome
Molecular function (GO): DNA-binding transcription factor activity; DNA binding
Source: RefSeq, a predicted model, not a curated record